Molecule: messenger RNA, 1003 nt
Organism: Diuraphis noxia (Russian wheat aphid)
Lineage: Eukaryota; Metazoa; Arthropoda; Insecta; Hemiptera; Aphididae
Source: RefSeq, a predicted model, not a curated record
UUUAACUGAACCGUGUUUUCUCCGUGGGGCAAAUAUUUCCAUUAACGAACAUCGAAGUAUAGUUUAUACAAUGUCUUCAAUCAUAAAAAGCCAUCAAUCUACUUUCACUGAACAGUAUUCACUGUUAUCAUCUCUUCUCCAGCAUCUCUUAACCCUGAUUCAGUUAUCCAACAGUGAUGUUUUAAAUACAAUUAAGAAGAAUAAAGAUUUUCUAUACGUUCUUGAAAACUUAUGCCUCUCAAAAAAUAACAAAAUUUGUUUUCUUGCAAUCAAUACUAUAAUACAAUUAUGCCAACUUGAACAAGAAGAAACUAAUAUGGAAAAUAAACUUUUAUAUUUGAUAACGUUAAAAUGUGAAUACGUUUUAAAUGCUAUGACUAGGCAAUGUCAAAAUUGCGUAACAUCAUCUAUGACGUUAUUUAGUAUUAUUUUACAAUACUUUGAAGAAGGUAUAUUUUGUAAAUCAGUUGAGUUUAAUGAGGCACCAACUGCCGAUUUUUUAAGAUCUAUUUUUAUGCAAUUAGAAACCAUUAUAUCUCAGGGAUUGGAUUGUGUAUCGAACCAUGCCUGGGAAUGCAUAACUACAAUAUUGUCAACAAAACUUUUGAAACAUUUUCAAGAUUUAUCAUAUCUUAAAAUUGAGUUCGCCACAGAUCCUUGGCUUAAUUUUAUACUUGUAAAUUUGAAAUCCUUUAGUGAAAGAUGUUUAGAAUUUUUAAAUUUCUGGUUUACAAGUUUUUUAUUAAAUGACGAAGAAAGUUUUCGAAUACGGGGAUCAAAAGUGUUAUGUUCAAGUCUUUUUGAUAAUACUGUAGUUCAUAUUUCAGUAACAAUAGUCAGCCAAGUCUAUGAAAGAAGUGAAUUAAUGUCAAAAGCUAAAUUGAUUAUACAUUUGAUUUUGAAAAACAAAUUUUUGUUACCUAAUGGACUAGAGGGUAAAAUGAAUAUAUUCUUAAACCAAAAUUAGUCAAAGGUUAAAAAUAUUCUAAAUAUAUUUUUUAAU